GGCGCGGGGGGCGCUCCGUGAGGGCGGUACCGCCGUGUCCCCCCCGGGCGGGGAGGGAGGGACGGCCCGUCCGCAGCGCGCGUCACGUGACGGCGGCGACAGCGACGGUGACAGCGCUGGGACCGCGGCCGGGCCGCCACCGCCAUGGGCAUAAAAUUUUUAGAAGUCAUUAAGCCAUUCUGUGCAGUGUUACCUGAAAUCCAGAAACCGGAAAGAAAAAUCCAGUUCAGAGAGAAGGUACUAUGGACAGCCAUCACCCUCUUCAUUUUCUUAGUGUGCUGCCAGAUCCCUUUGUUUGGAAUCAUGUCAUCAGAUUCUGCAGACCCCUUCUAUUGGAUGAGAGUCAUUCUUGCAUCAAACAGAGGUACUUUGAUGGAACUGGGUAUCUCACCCAUUGUGACAUCAGGUUUGAUCAUGCAGCUGCUGGCAGGAGCAAAGAUCAUUGAAGUUGGUGAUACUCCAAAAGACAGAGCCUUGUUCAAUGGAGCUCAGAAAUUAUUUGGGAUGAUUAUUACCAUUGGGCAAGCCAUUGUGUAUGUUAUGACUGGAAUGUAUGGAGAUCCUGCUGAAAUGGGUGCUGGAAUUUGUCUUCUUAUUAUAAUUCAGCUGUUUGUGGCUGGUUUGAUUGUGUUGCUGCUAGAUGAGUUGCUACAGAAGGGUUAUGGAUUGGGGUCUGGUAUUUCCCUGUUUAUUGCUACCAACAUCUGUGAAACCAUUGUCUGGAAAGCUUUCAGUCCCACUACCAUCAACACUGGCAGAGGAACAGAGUUUGAGGGUGCUGUGAUUGCAUUGUUCCAUCUCCUGGCCACACGAACUGACAAGGUCCGGGCUCUGCGGGAGGCGUUUUACCGACAGAACCUGCCCAACCUCAUGAACCUGAUUGCUACAGUGUUUGUGUUUGCUGUAGUCAUCUAUUUCCAGGGGUUCAGAGUGGAUUUGCCCAUCAAGUCUGCACGGUACCGUGGGCAGUACAGCAGCUACCCCAUCAAGCUGUUCUACACCUCCAACAUUCCCAUCAUCCUGCAGUCUGCCCUGGUGUCAAACCUCUAUGUCAUUUCCCAGAUGUUGUCUGUUCGUUUCAGUGGCAACUUCUUGGUGAACUUACUGGGACAGUGGGCAGAUGUCAGUGGAGGUGGCCCUGCUCGCUCUUACCCUGUUGGUGGCCUGUGCUACUACUUGUCUCCUCCAGAAUCCAUGGGUGCAAUAUUUGAGGAUCCUGUCCAUGUAAUAGUUUAUAUAAUAUUUAUGUUGGGAUCCUGUGCAUUCUUCUCCAAGACUUGGAUCGAGGUGUCUGGCUCAUCAGCAAAAGAUGUUGCCAAGCAACUCAAAGAACAGCAAAUGGUGAUGAGAGGCCACAGGGAUACAUCCAUGGUUCAUGAGCUUAACAGAUACAUCCCUACAGCAGCUGCAUUUGGUGGUUUGUGCAUCGGUGCCCUCUCAGUACUGGCUGACUUUCUAGGAGCCAUUGGCUCUGGCACUGGCAUUCUGCUUGCAGUCACUAUUAUUUAUCAGUAUUUUGAAAUAUUUGUAAAAGAACAGGCUGAAGUUGGAGGAGUAGGUGCAUUAUUUUUCUAGAUGUCCAAAUAUUUCAUGGUUUGUGUGAAAGGGAAGGUAUUUUGACAACAUGCAUCAUUUAGUCCAAUAAUGCUCUUUUCUUUUUACUUGUUUUCAAGUGCUACGUGUCCCAUUACUGUAAUGGGCAUUGAGCAAUGCCUGUGUGCAGCAUUAGUACCAGCUGCCUUAAGAAUAAAGUUUACAUUAUCUUGUUUAAGUAUUAUCUAGUGUUGCCUGUAAUGCUGGAAACAAUUCAUCUACCUUGCUGUUCAGACACUACAGUGAGAUUGUGAAAUGUAUCAGUUUGAGAGCCGGUAAAAGUCUUUGCACAGAGCAGUAAAGUGUUAAAUUAAUUCCCCUGUCCCUAAUAGAAAAAAAACAAACCCCUGAGUUCAGAUUGCCACGUGCCAGUAUUCCUGACAAAAUUUCUUUGUAUCUGUAUUUUACAUUAAUUUUUUAUACUUUUUUAAACUGCAUUUCCCCACUACUGAACUCAGCACUCCUUAUUCCUUUGCUGUGCCUCCACCCAGGCACCUUGCUCUGAGCUCUGAGGGUGGCGAGCAAACAUUUCCUGGCUGAUACUGAUCUCACCUGUGAGCUGGCUCUGCCUGGGGGAUCUGCUGUGCCCAGGGCUCUGCCCAGCCCUGCCAGCAGUUCUGUUCAACCAUGUACUUGUGAAAACUGUGCCACUGAAACUUCAUGUCCACUACUUUGCUUUUGUGAGUCUAAAGAACGAGGCCUGGUUCCUGCAGCAGUUCAGAGGAGGGGAAAGGGGGAACGGGGAGUUCCUGCUGAAAAUUUGUCGCACUUUACAGCGGCGAUGUAACAAAUGUAAGCGUUAGACAAUAAACUUAUUUAAUUAAACUCUC
Messenger RNA from Melospiza georgiana, 2423 nucleotides. RefSeq names its product SEC61 translocon subunit alpha 2 (gene SEC61A2). Gene Ontology annotation, molecular function: transmembrane protein transporter activity; signal sequence receptor activity; ribosome binding. Lineage: Eukaryota; Metazoa; Chordata; Aves; Passeriformes; Passerellidae. Gene Ontology annotation, cellular component: Sec61 translocon complex; membrane. The record is from RefSeq and is a predicted model, not a curated record. The coding region runs from base 145 to 1575 and encodes 476 amino acids. The transcript has 12 exons. Gene Ontology annotation, biological process: post-translational protein targeting to membrane, translocation; SRP-dependent cotranslational protein targeting to membrane, translocation.